This is a messenger RNA of Procambarus clarkii (red swamp crayfish), 2674 nucleotides long. RefSeq names its product queuosine 5'-phosphate N-glycosylase/hydrolase. The record is from RefSeq and is a predicted model, not a curated record. Lineage: Eukaryota; Metazoa; Arthropoda; Malacostraca; Decapoda; Cambaridae.
UCCGGUUCGUGCAUAGUUGUGCUUCAGGGUUUUUGUGUGUACUCGUGCUCCAGGACAUUUCCUGCUUUGGCAGCCCAAAAGUUUCCAUUGUUUUGGCCAAGUCCAACCACCAAGGCCGUCUCUGAGUGAGUGAAGGGAAAACGGGCCAGUAAACCGUCGUGGUCGGGAUUCAACGGAGCGUCAAUCUUGUGACUGAGGAUCAACGUGGUUUGUGGCCACGAAUAACAAACGCCAAGACGCAUGCACACGAGAAGACAUGUUGUGGCCCAGAGAAGCUGCCAAAUUCAUCUCCUCCAGAUCAAAAGAUGUGAGGAUUGCAGAGGAGGGCGUGAGGAAGGUGGCCAUCAUCAUCGCCGAGCUUGUCAGGGACGGCAGGCUGGAUAUGGAGGGCUUCAAACAGAAUGAAGUUAUGCCACUAAACAAAGGUUUGACUAAGGCUCAGCUUGCUGAUUGGAUCUUCCUGGUUGAUUCCCUCAACUUUAACUUUUGGACACCUCAUGGAGUCCCUAAAUACACUGUUGUGUAUGAAGGAAAGAAAAGGACUGGAUAUAUGGCUAUGGUUGCUGCUAUCAAUAGGGCUAUUGAUGAAGGAAAGAAGAUGUAUGACCCUAAAUUUUACAGCAAGCUAACAAUAGAUGACGUUGUGCACAUAUUUCGUUCCGACACCGUGUCAACCAUGCCGCUCUUCGAGGAGCGAAUUCACGUGCUGAAAGAGGUGGGAAAUAAGCUCAUUGAAAAGUAUGAUGGAACAUUUGUAAAUGUCUUGAGAAAGGCAGAUGGUAGUGCCAUGAAAUUGAUAGAUCUUGUUACUAAUGAAUUUCCAUGUUUCCAAGAUAUUGCCUUUUAUGAGGGACAAAGUGUGGCCUUAUUUAAGAGAGUGCAGAUUCUGGCAGCUGACUUAUGGAUGCUGUACCAUGGAGAAGGAUUAGGGGCAUUUACAGACAUAGACUCUCUUACUAUGUUUGCUGACUACAGAGUUCCCCAAGCCAUGGCAUAUUUUGGAGUCCUGAAAUAUUCUGACAGCUUAAUGGAGAAACUGAGAAAUGAAGUGCUAUUUCAGUCUGGGGAUCGAGAAGAAGUGGAGAUUCGUGGUUGCUCUAUCCAAGCAGCCGAGUUAAUAGUGAGUGAAACGUGUAAAAUUCUGGAUUCUUGGAACCAACCAUCUGGCGGCCUUAACAGUGUCAAGGUGGAUUAUUUUCUUUGGGAUUUCAGAUUAAUGAAUGCCACAGAACUGGAUAUGGUUCCUUACCACAGAGUGCGGUGUAUUUACUACUAGUACUUUCUCAUGGCUAAAUUAUUUUUAAAGUUUUAUGUAGUGUUUUGGGCAUGAUCUUGAUUGUAAUAAUAUUUUUCUUAUAUUUUGUACCAGUUUUCUAUCUUUUCAGUUUCAAGGAUAGGUAAAACAAUGGAAAACUACUUAAAAAUUUCUUUAUGGGUGAUGGCUGAAAAUGCUUUCAUGUAUUACUUGGUAAUUGAUUCAGACAUUAAGAUUUACUUUGAAGAUAUCUGAUGUUUUCCAUGUACAGUAGUAUACAAGGAAUUCACUGUUCUUUUCUGGGGUGAGCUCCUUCGGCUCCCCGGAGCUAACCGGGCUGAUAUGAAUGUAUUAGACCCCUGGCAUCAGUCAGUGCACAUGGAGUUCUAGGCCUACCAGGGACCACGAGCCAGAACCUGUCCCCCCUUAGAGAGGCAUAAGGAGUGAUGGCCUAUAGAAACCCCCGUGUGGUUGGAAGCAUUCUAUGUAUACCAUCGACCAGGUCAGGCACCCAGAAAGGUAAGCUCCCCAAAACAAACCCUUAUUCUCUUUAAAAUAUUGCUACUAAAACCCGAACUAGUGGACAUAACUCCCCAAAUGAAAACAAGCAAACGGGCCGACUGCCUCCCGGGAAAGUCCCUCCUGUUUUCGUCUUUUGGUAAGUAGCUUCGGGGAGCUGACGGGGCUCCCCCCAGAAAACCAGCAUUGAAUGUAAUGAAACGGCAUUUUCUGGGUGAGACCUGGAGGCUCCUGGCAACUCUCCAUCCCUCCAGUCGACGGUUUUUCAUGUGUUUUUGAUAUCCAGCUUCAGAACUGGGGUCUUGGAUAGCCUGCAGGAGGGGUCUGGGGCUCCCCCUUCCCCCUCCCGGGGAGAGGGAAGCUGGGCAGAUGGCGAUGUGGUGACGUCAUGUUCAUUUGCUCGUUUUUGUUUGGGGAGUUAUAUCCACUAGUUCGACUUUUGGUAGCAAUUUUCACCAAAUUAGGGGUUUGUUUUGGGACGCUUACCUUUCUGGGCGCCUGACCCGGUCCAUGGCAGACGUAGAAUGCUUCCAACCACACGAUUGGUUUCUUUAGGCCAUUGCUUCCCGUGCCUUUCUGAAGGGGGCCAGGUUCUAUAUCGUGGUCCCCGAGAGGCCCACAGAACUCCAUAGACAUGACUGAUGCCAAAGUCUGACAUUAGCCUAUCAGCCUGGAUUAGCUCCGGGGCACCUCCUGGUCUCACCCAGAAAAUGGCGUUUCAUUACAUUUAAUGCUGUUUUUUUAUUUUGAAGGAUAAAGGGCUAUUUGGUACUGAUGCAUAUCAAAGCACUAUUUGUCUAUAUAUUUGCAAGUUUGCUCAAACUGUUUUUUCUGGGGGGGGGGGGGGUGCCUCUAUGGCUUCCUGGAGCUAUCCAUGGCUGAUAUAGAUACCAUAACUAU